Messenger RNA from Aedes aegypti (yellow fever mosquito), 6545 nucleotides. RefSeq names its product rho GTPase-activating protein 7 (gene cv-c). The record is from RefSeq and is a predicted model, not a curated record. The transcript has 13 exons. Gene Ontology annotation, molecular function: lipid binding; GTPase activator activity. The coding region runs from base 1323 to 5921 and encodes 1532 amino acids. Gene Ontology annotation, biological process: signal transduction; actin cytoskeleton organization; regulation of Rho protein signal transduction. NCBI's taxonomy places the organism in Eukaryota, Metazoa, Arthropoda, Insecta, Diptera, Culicidae.
UUUCCGUUCCGUUUAGUGUUGGUGUUUGUGUAUUGUGGUGUCGUCCCGUCCCUUUCUGGUCGCUGGAGCGUCAAACCCGAAAGGCAAGGCGCUGGCUGUUGAGGCCGCUUUGCCGUUUCGCUCCCUCCGGAUUCUGGUCGGUCGGCUGGCUGAUCGCGUACUCGCACUCGUACGGGGAACCGAUUUCGUCAUUUCUGUGUGUUACUACACAUUGUUGAUGUCGAAUUUCGAGGCUUAAUUGGGCUCAUUUUCGGGAGUUGGUGGAUUCGGUUUCCUGUUGUAUUUCCCGGAUACCUGUGCAUGCAGAGCUUCGUGUGUUUUUGGGUGUGAUAAUCGCUUGGUAGCCCGUGAGUUGCAGUGAAACAGAUGUCAGAAGAAUGCAAUUGACAAACGAGACGAGUGCGGAGGAUGGUUUCCAGCAUCGAGAGGUAGCAUAGAACCCGAAGAUCGCGCAUCAGGCCCCGUCAUCGAUCGGAACAGCUUUUCAGAGUUGGGAGUUUACCAGGGGAAGACAAAAGCGAUAUUCGGGGUGUGCGUGCGUGUGUUUAGUGUACCAUAGAGAGCAUAGAUCAUAAAGUGAGUGUAAUGUUGUGUGUGGCCCACAGAAGAGCAUAAAACAGCCAGAAGAAGGGAAGAAAGGGAUCGCUGCCUGGAUGGUUUGAAGUUUUAUAGAAUGCGCGAUCGUAUCGUCGACGUUUCGUAAACGCAGAGACAGUUUCUAGCCAUUCCAAGUGGGGUAUCGUUUCAGUGCUUAUCCCUUGAAGAAAAAAUAAAUACGAGGCUGGAGAGUUAAUUAGUGAAAUCUUGAGUCAAUUGCGUUGUGCGAAUUCAGGCGGCUGAUUCACCCACUGUCCAGUUCCAAGAGAAGUGAGAGCGAGGGAGUCAUCGUCGUCGUCGUCGUCGUCAUUCCAGCCAGGCACAGAAGAUCGCGUCGAUGAUCUGAUCGUGAAUAUAUGUCAGCUUGGGUGGAUAAUUGGUACGGCAAGCAAUGCAGGUGGUGUCGCUUGAGCUAGCAACGAUUAACUCAACAACACAAAACAACGCGAACGAGAAGCACUUGAAAAAGUAAAGAUCAAAUCUCGUUUCUGGCCAGCUGAAUGUGAACGUGAAGUCAAGCUGUCAAAGGAUUUUGAGUCGAUCUGCUGGUGCUGCUAAAUGACGUCACCAAGUUCCAUGGCUUCUUGUUUCGCUCGUUGAAGAAACCUCGAUUAACCAUCGGCAGCACAUAUGAACGGAUCGAUGAGCAGCGCCGUUGCCCACAGCUACUUGGCCACAAUCGAAAAUUAUGAGGAGAAAUCACAUGCUGAUAAGCACCACCGUCGAUGAGUUCAAAAAAUGUUGGCAAUAUGUUACCGCCGCAGUGUGAUUCCACUAACGAAAACAACGAUGUGAUAGACGCGGAUGUUGCUAACACUAACGCCACUACUACUAACACCAGCAGCGCCAGCUGCAGCACUAGUGCCGCUACUACCACCAAUAGUAGCCCCAGUACAGGCACGGCGAGCCGCGGCGGCGAUCAUACGGCUGCGACAAUGUGCAAAAUACCAUCGGUGAUCGCUUCUGUAGAGGGCGCUCUGACUACCACGACCGUGAUGGCAUCUGCUGGCAGUGCCAACAAUAUGACGAAUAGCAGCAAAGGCAACGGUAGCAUCAUCAGCAACAACAACAACAACCACACCAACGAGUUCGACAUGAUCAAUAGCAACGACCCGUACGCCGAACUCGAACGAUAUCUGGAAAAGGUCAAGGCUGAAAUCUCCGAGGUAUUUGCGCAGCUGGAAGCUUCCAAACGGGCGGACGGCGGCAACAACGGUUCUGCCACGGUCAAUAUCGGGAAUGGUGACUUCUCCGUUACCCCCGCUGCUGUUCCUGAGCAUGGCGGAAAUAGAACCAACCGGAGGACAACGGUCAACAGUGGCAGCGCCCGGGAUAGCAAUUACAACACCAAAGCCAGCCGUUGCCAAAAUGUGGCCUGCAUCGGUGACACGGUGGACAGCGUCGGAUUGGAAACCACCGAGCGGUUGCUGAGGGAGAUUGUGGCCACGCUUCCUCGGCAGCAACAGCAACUGCAACAACAGUCUGUCUCAUCGCCGCAGCAGCAAAACCAUCUCGGCUCGCGAGAGCGGAACAACAAUGGUGCUUUUGAAUCAUCGCCGGCAGUGGCGGCAACUCGACUCGGCUGCGGAGAUCCCACGUUCAUCAUCAACGCUGGCAGCGAUCCUCCCCAUCAUCAUCAUCAUCAUGAGCAUCAACGGCAUCAUGAAUUGGUGUUGAAGAUCGACGAAGAUCACGACCACGAUAAGCCGCCAGAGUCGGAGAAACGGUCCCAGCGAUUCAACCAUAACUCAUCCUCCAACAGUCGACUGCUCACGGUUGGUGCUCCCGACAAUAGUCAAUCGUCGGAUUAUGAAAAUAACACCUGUAGCAGUAGUCGGGAGCUGCAGGACAGCUUGUCCGACGACAUGAGCCUGCUGGAGGAACUCAGCGUCUACGAUAGUCACGAGCACGACGAGGAUUGCUCCGACAGCAAGGAAGCGGAAACGUCCUCCCCGAGGCACCAAUUCCACCACCCGACGUCACUCCAACAGCCGAACCUUCAUCAUCCCCACAGAAGAUCCCCCCAGUCCUCGUCGUCGUUUCCGAACGCAGACAAGCUGAAAACCAGUACAAAUAGUCUACCUUCCACUAGCCGCAACCAUAGUCUACACCAUAAGUUUAGGAACCACCAGAACGUAAUCGAUGCCAAAAGACGACAGUUUUUCCUGCCCCUGGAGCAGGAACCAUUCCAGCCGGUCAAGUCCAACAUCACCGAUUUACCGUCACCGAGUAGCACCUCGCUGCACAGCGGGUACAACCACCUGAUACUGGAGGACCUGGGCACCAAGAGCAGCUCGGCGCCGCUGCUGAUGAAGAACGAGGAACCGGAGAUUGGCGAGCGGAGGAAUCUGAGAUACUCGCGGUCGCAAAGUGACAGGCAUCUGGCAGAAAUUGAGGCCAUUGAAGCGUGUCGAUGGCUUCGAGCUGCCGGAUUUCCACAGUAUGCUCAAAUGUACGAAGAUCACCAGUUUCCGAUCGAAAUCAAUGACGUAGCCAAGGACCACCCGUUUCUGGAGAACGACCCGCUGCAGUCCCUGUACCGACGGCUACAAACGCUCAACCGCUGUGCAAACAUGCACAUCGAUACGCACCAGCAUUCACAUCCGCCGAAGCCGAGCGAAGACUCGGAUGACGACAGCUGUGCCCUGUCGGAAGCUUGGACCUUUGCCCACAACAGCCGGAGGUGGUCCCGAGUGGAAGACGCUGCCGGGUUGGUCAGUGUGAUCAAGCAGAAACAAUCCAAGCAGAGCGACGUCAGCACGGUCAACGAAACCGAUUCGGCGGACGAGUCGUCCAAGAGCGGUUCCAAGACUACGACUACGGACGACAAGGAAAACUGGGGCGACGAUGGAGUGACGUUGAGCAUUCUGUCCGACAGCGAUCAACAGGACGGUCCCGUCAGACUACGGAGGACAGGCAGCGAAAGACUCAAAGAUGGCGCCAAGGCACUGCUUCGGCGGGUCGAAUCUAUCAAGUCCCGUCGACGGAAGCGACAGAAUCGCGAUGGACUCAUCCUCUGUGGCCCGCAUUCUUCCAGCUUAUCACCUAGUCAUCACAAUGUUGAAGACUUGAAGCAUAUCGAUGUGAUGUCUUUCUCCAAUCCCUCAUCUCCUAGACCUUCGGCGGCACUGGGUGACCAUCGAAGGGACAAUACCCUUGGAACGAACGAGAUCGUGUCGAACCUACUGUCACCCUAUACUCUUAGUCCUUUUGGGCACAUGGUUGAAGAUAACAAUAAAAAGGAGCACAAACGUAGCACCAAUAGAUCUAGUCCGUUGCACUUUUUCAUUCAGCUGCAGGAAGCCAAGUCGGGUGACGACUCGUCCUCCAUCUGCAGCGAAGACAGCCAGGAUUUGAACACCGGCUACUUCGCUGGAAGGGUUGUGAAGACUCCUAGCAAGAAGUAUCCUAAGGCUAAAAAACUGCUGCGCAAUAAAGUGACCGCUGAUGACUCCGGAGCGCUUUCGGAUUCGGAGUAUCAGUCUAAGUUAAGGCGAGCUAAAGUAUCUAGUGAUUUGAAGGAGAAAAGUAAUAAUACACUUCAGGUUUCAAAGCUGAACCGUGGAGGUUCGCUGAACUUGGGGAAGAACUCCAAGCGUUACCGUGAUGCAUUCCAUAAUCGUUCGAUGAGAGUGGCAAAGACCAGCGACGAGAAGGAUGGGGACGACCGGAAGCGUACUAUUGUUGCUAGAUGGCAUAGCUUUCAGCAACCCAAGACCUCGGAAGGGCGCCGAAUGGGCAUUGUAGACUUGAAGGAUGACGGAGCUAGAGACAAAGGAAAGUACUCGGGAGGAACCAGCAUCGUGGAGAUGUCCUGUGGACAAUUGCUGGUGGUACGGAAACUGGCUUUGGUCACUCUAACAGGAUACAUGGAACGCUACUGCCCAACGCACCGUUCCGGCUGGAAUUGGGAUCUGCCAAAGUUCAUCAAACGAAUCAAAACACCAGACUAUAAAGAUAAGAAAGUAUUCGGAAUACCACUAGUCCACAACCUGCAAAGAUACGGCAAUACUCUACCGGAGAUAAUCCAGAUGGCGCUGACUUGGUUGGAGCUGAACGCUUUGGACCAGGUCGGAUUAUUCCGAAAACCCGGCGUCAAGUCACGGAUAGCGAAACUGAAGUCCACCAUCGAGUCGGGCAAUAAUGUCUCCAACCGGAUGGACGUCUUCGACGAUCACCACGCCUAUGACGUCGCGGACAUGAUGAAGCAAUAUUUUAGAGAGUUACCAGACCCACUAUUGACGGCGAAACUGUCCGAGACCUUCGUCGCAAUAUUCCAGUAUCUUCCAAUUGAAGUUCGAGCGGAGGCAGUGCAAUCGGCAAUUCUGCUACUACCAGACGAGCAUCGGGAGGCGUUGUACACCCUACUAACUUUCCUGGAAAAGGUCACCACAAACGCGUGUCAAAACCAAAUGACGGCAAACAAUCUCGCCGUCUGCUUGGCACCUUCUCUAUUCUACUCAAUUUCCGGGAAUAGGUCAUCUACGGCGUCGCCCCGACGGAAGAAGGGUGCUACUGGUCAACCGGACGAAAAGGAACUCUCGGAGACGCGGGCAUCGCACGAUUGUCUGGCUUUUCUGAUCCAAAACUACCGGACGCUGUGGACCAUUUCGAGCGAUCGGAUGCGCAAGUGUAGCUUCAACUACAUGGAAGAGUCGAAACCGGUGCCGUUGGAAUCGCUUGGGGCGGAACUGCACGUGCAAAACUGGCGUGGCUAUCUGACCGAGUGCAUCAAGGAGUGCGUCCGGGAAGGAAAGGAAAGGCCACGUGGUUGGGUAUCGCUCAAUACCUCGGACCCAACCGUCACGGUGUACUUCAAGAAGGUCGGCGAUGGACAUCCGCUGCGGCUGUGGAAGGCUGUGACCGAGGUGGAGGCCCCUCCUACCGAAGUGAUCAACCACAUCCUGAAUGAACGGAACCUCUGGGAUGACCAUCUGCUCAAGUCGAGGAUAGUGGAACGGCUCGAGAGCGACACGGACGUGUUCCAGUACGUGUGUGGGCAACCCAUUACCGACUAUUGCGUGUUAAGACAGUGGAACAAACAGCAAUCACGAGGCGCUUGCGUCAUCGUCGAGGUUUCUAUCACGCAUAAUGGUGCUCAACUGCUGCUGGGAGGAGUUCGAGGCGUCGUACUGGCUUCCCGCUACCUCAUAGAACCCUGCGGUAGUGGCAAAUGCAAACUGAUGCAUCUAUCCCGUGUGGACAUGAAGGGUCGCACACCGGAUUGGUACAACAAAAACUACGGUCACAUCUGUCAGCAAUAUCUUUCGAGAAUCAAAAAGUUUUUCGAACACUACACCGAGGGACCUGAGAGCAAAGUAUAAACACGUAGUUAUGCACCGUCAAAGCAACAAAGAAUCAAUAACAUAUGAAGAUAAAAACUAAACAAAAAGCAUUAUAAGUAAUUAACACAGUCAAACCCACACACCACUAAGCAAAGCAACAUGAGAAAAUAAGAAAAGAAGCAAAAUAAGAAUGAGAGUGUAUCAAACGUUUCCAAACAUUCCAAAAUUUUGAUUACCAAGUGCCUAAACCAUGAUAUUCUCUUAGUUUGUGAACCGAAGAAUCCCAGCAUCAUCCGUACCCAGGAAGCGUACAGAGCGAGAAGAGGAGAGUAUAUUUUAGGAACGCGGAAAAGCAGGAGAGCAAGUAAACACAAAACUAAAACUAGUCCAAGCAAAUCAACUUAACCAAUUUCACAACACUAAUAACACGAAUCACGUUUUUUAUUAUUUUAUUUUAUAGAUAUUAUUGUUAAAGUUUAUAUCGUAGCGAAAAGAGAAUCAAACAAGUAAGCAACAAACUGAAGCAAAUAAUCUCAAGAACCGUUAUUCUUAUGGGACCAAUGUCAAUAACUGAAAACAAAAAAUCAAGAAAAUAAUCUCCACAGUGGUCUUCGCUGUAUGGUCAGUCAGUGCCAAUAAAUGUUCAUUUUCCCCCAAAACAGA